AUGGAUCACCGACAUGCUUUGCCAAAACCACCCCACCACAGAGAACGGCCCGCCACGACCGUUGCCGACUGGGAACGAUCCGACAACUUCCAUAACUCCCACCUGUUGCGGAAAGACGAGAUACUCGACGCUGCAGUCCAGAACAGCCAGGCAAACGGCUUGCCUUCCAUUUCUGUCAGCCCUGCUCAAGGGAAAUUAUUGUACUUGUUGGUAAAGUCCAUUGGUGCGAAGAGAAUCUUGGAAGUGGGUACACUUGGAGGGUAUUCUACCAUCCACCUUGCAAGAGCGCUCCCGGAUGACGGGAAGCUCAUUACUUUAGAGCUGAAUGAGCACCAUGCUAAGACCGCGACAGAGAAUAUCGCUAGGGCAGGAUUAGCCUCUAAAGUCGACGUCGUCGUGGGCCCCGCCCUUGACUCACUGCAAAAGAUGGACUCGGAACCGAAAUUCGACUUUGCCUUCAUCGACGCCGAUAAGAACAAUUACUUGAACUAUUUCAUCGAGGCUAAGCGGCUUCUGCGUAAAGGAGGGGCUAUCUACGUCGACAAUGCUGUUCAAGGCGGACGUGUCGCGAAUGCGAAUCUGGAUGAUCCCAAUGAUUUUUCCGCUGGUAUCAAGAAGCUCAUUAUUGCCUUGAAAGAUGACGAGGAAGUAGAAGCAACUACAAUUGGCACUGCUAAUGGGAGGGGAUAUGACGGGUUUGUGUAUGCUGUCAAGAAGUAG
This is a messenger RNA of Desarmillaria tabescens, 720 nucleotides long. Its product is annotated as O-methyltransferase family 3 protein. Gene Ontology annotation, molecular function: S-adenosylmethionine-dependent methyltransferase activity; O-methyltransferase activity. The record is from RefSeq and is a predicted model, not a curated record. Lineage: Eukaryota; Fungi; Basidiomycota; Agaricomycetes; Agaricales; Physalacriaceae. The transcript has 4 exons. The coding region runs from base 1 to 720 and encodes 239 amino acids.